AUCAACUUGGACACCUUCUUUUCUAGGCGAUAUACGGCUCGGAGUUUGUCCAUCGGUUUGGACCACGAGGUGCGGUCAAGAUGCCUAACCGCUCCUUCGCCAAGUUUGUAAUGAUCCUCAAGACUGCAUAGGUUCCGCCAGAGAUGAGUUACUUCAUACUUUCACAUUGACCAUUUGAGAACCAAAAGUCACCUAUAGUAUAUAUCCUGGAAUGAAGCAAGCACCGCCUCGUUCAAGUCGGGGUUCUUUUCAUCCAAUGUGACGAGAUUGGGGGUAACCAACGGAAAUAGGUCAAGCCACAGACGGUCCAAGGCGCGACGAGUCUCUUUCAAGCAGGAGUGUCGUUUCUUCCAUCGCAUAUUGAUACCGAUGAUAAUCCAAAAGAGACAAUGAUAAAGGAACUGAGCAAAAACACCAAAAUAUAUGAUCUGUGUCCACAAGUCCAACUUGAGUACGGUGGUUUCUGUGAUGCAAGACAUUAUGGAAGAGAAUAGGUCUGCUGCGGUGUGCUGGUAGGAAAGUAAGACUGUGGGCGUAUUUGUUUCCGCGUAUGGGUCUAUUUAAGUAUAUUCCAGCGGUCAGCCUCAGGGAGUGGUUUCACGACUGAGUCAGCUUCAACUGACAUGUACUUGACUAACAUACACAGACGAGCGGAAUACGCCUAGGAUCUGGUCUCGCGCUACCCGCCACUCCUCUCGCACGCCGGAAGACCCCAAGCUCGGUACGAGACCACAAGCAUCUGACCUGCGGGACAGGUACCUGCGACAGAAUGACGAGUCGUCAUACAGCGGAUGCCUCAAUUGCGUUCCGGGUCUGCCGCCGCCGUUCGGACUAUAGUAUAUAUAAGACCGCACUUGCAGUCUCCUGUGCACGUACCUCCUACCCAUCUCAAUUCGCCGGAAAAUGUCUAUCUCCUAUAACGCUGCCAAUCGUGGAUCCGAAGACCUCUAUCAUCUCCUCGCCGCCGAGAUUCCUUGGCGGAAUCGACAGAAGUUCCUUGCGUCCAAAGGCUACAUGCUUCGGCCAAGAUACCAUCCAGGUCGAAUUCCUUCGUGGAUGAGACCAUUUCGCCGACCCGCCGAUCUUCUUGACGACCUUUUCUGCGAAGACAGAAGAUGCUCUAUGAUGGUUGGAUACCAUUCAAUGGAUGCGACGCGAAUGUCGGAUGGUACAUUGGUUUGCCUGAAGACAGUUAAAACUGAUAGCGAGCGGCUUCGCAUCCCUAUCUUCUUUUCAUCCAAGGAGCUGCGUGACGAUCCUCGUAAUCAUUGUGUACCGAUUCUGGACGUACUACCAGAUAGCGAGAAUGAAGACCAGUCGAUCCUGGUUAUGCCUUUCCUUCGGAAAUAUAACUGUCCUGAGUUCGAGACCGUAUAUAAUGUCACUGACUACGUGGACCAAAUGCUGGAGGGUCUAGCUUUCUUUCACGAACAUGGGGUUGUAUUAGGGAGCUUCUUAUCAAUGGAUGACAAUGUUCUCGAUGCUAGCGAGCUUUAUCCGAGUGGAUUCCAUCCCGAGUUUCAAGACUCUCCACGAGAUGGACCAUGUUACAAGACGUGCCCACGCAAGUCUCGCAUCACCACGCCAGUGAAGUAUUAUUGGUCUGAUUUUAUGUCCGCCGCACGGAUUGUCCCCAAGGACAACACGGAAUAUGGACGUGGCGAGAAGGAUGAUGUCAUCAGGGCCCCCCGAAAGAUGGUCAAGAAUUGGAAUCUAUGUGGGAUUACAGAUCCAUUCAAGCAUGACGUAUUUGUAUUCGGAAUCACUCUGAAAUAUGGUUUAUCCCAGCAAUACUUGAACCUCGGCUUUUUACGCUCACUUGUCAAAAUCAUGACCAACAAUCAUCGCCGUUCUCGAGGGACCAAGGUCAACGAACGUAUGUUGCCGGACAACGCAACAGUAGCUUUGCAGCGAUGGCGCAGAAGCCGUGCCUGGAUAUUUCCACUCCAUGCCAUCUGGAGGCCAUGGCCUUGGCACUCCGAAAAUCCUUUUGAGACCUUGCUCAAGGAACCGAUAUAUCUCGUUAGGAAUACGUGUCUGCAUAUGAAUCUCAUUUGUCAGACAGGAGCCAAUGUCACAUCGCGUCUAGCAAGGACCGUUCGUCAAAGAACGAAAAGAUAAUGGAACAAAGGAAGAAGAUUCAAUCUCACAAGAAGGUACUGCCGUGUAAUACUCAGGAGGGGGAGGGGGGUCACGGGAGAAAAUAGAUACGUAUCUAAUACUUAUUUACUCGGAGCUCCUCAAUACUGUAUGUAACGUCAACGCAGACACAUUCUUUUAGUACCAGUGGAGAUGGAUCAAUAUUUACAGCAACAUAGUUAAAUUGCCAGCUAAUUUAUGAUGGUG
This is a messenger RNA of Somion occarium, 2346 nucleotides long. Lineage: Eukaryota; Fungi; Basidiomycota; Agaricomycetes; Polyporales; Cerrenaceae. The record is from the annotation of a GenBank genome assembly.